AUGCAGACUCCUGCCAUGGUGUCUCUGCUGCUUGUGUCUGUGGGCCUCAUGGAAGCACUUCAGGUAUGGAGCCACCCCCUCACACAACGGGACCUCUUCUCUCAAGAAAUCCCCCUGGACAUGGCCCUAGCCUCCUUCGAUGACCAGUAUGCUGGCUGUGCAAUGGCCAUGAGAGCUGCUCUCCCCGACCUCAACCGCACUGAGUUCCAGGUCAACAAAGUGUACGCCGACGGCUGGACGCUGGCAAGCAGCCAGUGGCAGGAACGCCAGGCCUGGGGGCCGGAGUGGGGCCUCAGCAACACCCGGCUGCCCCCGCCACCCCUAGGCUUCCGCGGUGAGCAUGGGGUGGCCCUCCUGGCCUACACUGCCAACAGCCCCCUGCACAAGGAGUUCAAUGCAGCCGUGCGCCAGGCAGGCCGCUCCCGGGCCCACUACCUCCAGCACUUCUCCUUCAAGACGCUCCAUUUCCUGCUCACCGAGGCCCUGCAGCUGCUUGGCAGGGGCCAGAAUCCAUCCCGGUGCCGCCAGGUGUUCCGAGGCGUUCACGGCCUGCGCUUCCGGCCAGCAGCACCUGGGGCCACCGUGAGGCUGGGGGGCUUUGCCUCCGCAUCCCUGCAGAAUGUCGCAGCCCGGCAGUUUGGUGAGGACACCUUCUUCGGCAUCUGGACCUGCCUCGGGGCCCCUAUCAAGGGCUACUCCUUCUUCCCUGGGGAGGAGGAGGUGCUGAUUCCCCCCUUUGAGACCUUCCGAGUGAUCAACGCCAGCAGACGGGCCCAGGGGCCUGCCCGCAUCUACCUCCGGGCCCUGGGCAAGCACAGCACAUACAACUGCGAGUACGUCAAAGACAAGAGGUGCAAGUCUGGGCCCUGCCAUCUGGAUAAUUCAGCCAUGGGUCAGGGCCCCAUCUCUGGAUUCUGGUCCCUCCUGCUGUUGCUCUGGUUCCUUGUGGUGGAGGCCUUCCCAGCGAGUCCAGGCCUACUCGGAUCCAUCAGACACUGA
Choloepus didactylus (southern two-toed sloth) is the source of this 999-nucleotide messenger RNA. It is a transcript of the gene ART1, whose product is annotated as ADP-ribosyltransferase 1. The coding region runs from base 1 to 999 and encodes 332 amino acids. The record is from RefSeq and is a predicted model, not a curated record. The transcript has 4 exons. Lineage: Eukaryota; Metazoa; Chordata; Mammalia; Pilosa; Megalonychidae. Gene Ontology annotation, molecular function: NAD+-protein-arginine ADP-ribosyltransferase activity; NAD+ poly-ADP-ribosyltransferase activity.